GUGGGAGACAACGACCGCCGAUCUCAACAUUCUCCCACCCAUUCUUUCUUUCUCUUCUCCGCGCCACAGCCGUUUCUUCCGAACAACCUCAGUACGGAGUAGUCGAUUGUGUUGGUUCUGGGCUGGUGCCUCGAGUUAUUCUUCUGUGAUUAUCGUUGCCAUUGUUGCAUCUCUAGCUGCUGUCACCGCUCGGGACUGACAUCAUCGUCGCUACCUUACCAAACGCGGUCAUCACCACAUCGCAAACCACACAAUCCAAUCCCGCCAUGGCCCUGUUUCGUGCAGCUCUGCUGCCUCUGGCGCUCCUCCCAGCCGUUCUGGCUGCACCUGCACCGGUCGAUCCCGCCCACCCAAUGAUCACACCCCCGCCGACGCGCGUGAAAAGAGAGCCUAGCUUGACGGACGACAUCGACAGCUAUGUCCACAGUAUCAUCGGUGAUGCUUCCUCCUGGGUAGCUUCUGGCAUUCCUGCAUUCUUCCAGGGCUUCCCAACUGGCACCGCGGUCCUCAGUUCUCUCGGCAUCAGCGAUGGUGACCUGGAUGCAAAGCCUACCCAGAUCUUGAAUCUGCCGGCCUACGGAAACUGGACCGACGAAGGAUGGAAUGUCCGCAUUCACGGCAACGUCUUCAAGCAGCCCAAUAUUAGCCAGUCCAAGGUCGAUGACUUGGCCAAUGUUUUCCUCAUCGAUGUCGACAUCAAAGACCUGCCUGCCGAUCAACAAGCCCAGGCACGCAAUGUCACCGAGUCCAUUUUCGUCGUCCAGCAAGAUGACCAAAACGUUACCAUGAACUUCGUUAACGACGUCUCCGUGAGACCUGGUGCCAGCGGAGGAGCCGUCAAUGCUCGUGGCGGCGCACAAUCGAUCAAUUUGCCCUACUUGACAACGGCCGAAGGUGACUUUGACGCGUUUGUCAAGUUGCGCAACACCACAGGCUCGACGGGCGGCCAUAUGUUGCCAGGCAAUGCCACAUCGUCAAUCCAGACUCUCAACAUGUACGCCAACGGCACGUUGACGGGCAACGCGACAGCCUACCUCGUCCCUCCCACAGGCUUCACCAUCAUCUCCGACAUUGAUGACAUUCUCCGCGUCACCAAGAUCUACGAGCCCAAAGAGGGCCUGCUCAACUCCUUUGCGCGCCCCUUCACCCAGUGGGAGAACAUGCCCCAAAUCUACGCCAACUGGUCGGCAUCCAUCCCCGACUUCCACUUCCACUACUUGACUACGACCCCUGAGCAGGUCACGCGCAACUACAUGGAGUUCAUCUACAAGACGUAUCCCCUGGGCAGCUUCGACACUCGUCCUCUCAACUUCUCUGAUGUCUCAGCGACGCUGUCCAUCCGAAGAUUCCUGCUUGACAAGAUCUUCCAGACUUUCCCGCAGCGAAAGUUCGUCCUGGUAGCCGACACGACCAACUCCGAUGUCAUGAAGGCGUAUCCCGCGUUGUACAAGGACUACCCGGGCCAGGUCCAGUGCAUCUUCUUGCGAAACACCAGUGCCACCGACUCUGGCAACAAGUUCCCCUACAACACCGAGGGCUUCAAAGAUAUCCCUCAGAACAACUACAUGUUCUUCAGAGUGCCGGAUGACUUGACAAACCUGGACAUUGUAAAUGGGCAGUGUUAUAAUGCCACCAUCCCGCAGAACGUCACUUUCAAGACGCAGGGCCUGCCAUUCGGGCUGGGCAACGCAGCAGGUUCUUUGGCGCCACCGAGCACGUGGGCGGUGGUCGUCGUCAUGUUUGGUAUGAGUUUGGCUGCCUUGUUGUAGCGGUAAGAGGGAGAGGAGCGAAACGAACACACACGAGUAAUGUUUUAAAGAGGAAAAAAAAUAUUUCUGGUUUCACGUCAUGUUGCGGUCCAGGCCCUUUCACCGCCUGUGUCUUGUCUUGAAAUACAACUUUUUUCUUGCGAUAUGCACCAUCAUGACACGAGCGCGGCAUUUCGUUCCCACCCCCAAAGUGAAGUUAAGCUAGACGAGUGGCCUAUAAACGUUCAUCCC
Molecule: messenger RNA, 2000 nt
Organism: Colletotrichum scovillei
Lineage: Eukaryota; Fungi; Ascomycota; Sordariomycetes; Glomerellales; Glomerellaceae
Exons: 2
Coding region: 267-1769 (500 amino acids)
Cellular component (GO): actin cortical patch
Molecular function (GO): phosphatidate phosphatase activity
Source: RefSeq, a predicted model, not a curated record